Trypanosoma brucei brucei TREU927 is the source of this 849-nucleotide messenger RNA. RefSeq lists its product as hypothetical. The coding region runs from base 1 to 849 and encodes 282 amino acids. The record is from RefSeq and is a predicted model, not a curated record. Lineage: Eukaryota; Euglenozoa; Kinetoplastea; Trypanosomatida; Trypanosomatidae. The transcript has a single exon.
AUGAGAUGCAGCCGUGUCACAUUUUGUAGACUUGAAAUUCACAGGCAACUUGAGGUUUAUCUGCGUCACUAUAAGUGCAGCAGCCAUUCUUCCGCUGCCAUUCCCUCGGCGGUUGCUGCAACGCCUGUGCCAUUGGUGCUCAAACCAACCUUUUUAGUGAGCGCCUGCCUCUUAGGAGAGCCUGUCACGUAUCGUGGUGAGAGUAUUAAACCACGUAACCCGUGCUGCACGCCAAUCGGAUUUAUCGUUGAUUUCUUGUGGCGUCGGUGUGGUUUGAUUGACUGUAUUGCAGUGUGCCCUGAGAUGGAUGUUUUAGGUAUGCCGUCACCACGGCCCCCAUUACGUUUAGUACGCGAUGCAGCAACUGGGCAGCGCUCAGCGUUAUCGUCUGAUGUUGCUGUGAGGUUGCCUCUGACACCAUUCACUGAUAACUGGACGGAUGAUAGCGGACUUAAGCAAAGGUUGACGCUUAGGGAUCCGCGAUUGGUUGAGGAACUUCUGCAAAAGCGGCUGAUGGGUGUCGACGGUUGCGUGCUUAAAUCCCGUUCUCCAAGCUGCGGUGUGGGCGAUGCAAGACUUUACAACAAUGUGGCGGGAGGAAAGUACGUGAAGACGGAUGGUUUUUUCGUGGAGUCGUUCAUCCGUUCCUUUCGUUCGGAUGGUGAGGCACCUUUACCGGUUGUAACAGAGAAGUCAUUGUAUUUUGAUGAUGACAAGGUGCGAACAAGAAUGAACGAAGCGAAGAAAAGUUGUAAUUGUGGUGUGCUCGCUUUUUUAAAUAGUGCGUUGAAGCGUCACGAAGCCCGAAAAGGCAACAGUGCUCUUGUUUCUCACCGGUAUCCCUACUGA